Molecule: messenger RNA, 1007 nt
Organism: Nematolebias whitei (Rio pearlfish)
Lineage: Eukaryota; Metazoa; Chordata; Actinopteri; Cyprinodontiformes; Rivulidae
Gene: pde6gb
Product: phosphodiesterase 6G, cGMP-specific, rod, gamma, paralog b
Exons: 4
Coding region: 144-407 (87 amino acids)
Biological process (GO): positive regulation of G protein-coupled receptor signaling pathway; visual perception; positive regulation of epidermal growth factor receptor signaling pathway
Cellular component (GO): photoreceptor outer segment membrane
Molecular function (GO): cGMP binding; 3',5'-cyclic-nucleotide phosphodiesterase activity
Source: RefSeq, a predicted model, not a curated record
CUGGAGCGGUGAGCCGGGCUCAGGAGUCCACCUGUUAGACAGAGCGGUUCUGUUCAUCGGGCUGAUCUUCAUCCAGUCAGCAGGUUUGAGGGCGGCGUUUCUAACCCGGCGCUCUGCACACGCGUCUUUUAUAGCAGCUCAGAAUGAAUCUCGAACCUCCCAAACCUGAGAUCAAGUCGGCCACGCGUGUGACCGGCGGCCCUGCGACCCCACGCAAGGGCCCGCCAAAGUUCAAGCAGAGGCAGACCCGGCAGUUCAAGAGCAAACCUCCGAAGAAAGGAGUGCAGGGCUUUGGUGAUGAUAUCCCCGGCAUGGAGGGCUUGGGCACAGAUAUCACCGUCAUCUGCCCAUGGGAGGCCUUUAACCACCUGGAGCUGCAUGAGCUGGCCCAGUACGGCAUCAUCUGAGCCUUCCCAUGGCUCCAAGAGACCCUGUGAGGAUUCCAGGCCGUGCACUUCAAAACACCUGCCUCAGGCUCCGCCCCUGAUCAAAACACCUGCCUCUGGCUCCACCCCUGAUCAAAACACCUGCCUAUGGCUCCGCCCAUGAUCAAAACACCUGCAUCAGGCUCUGCCCCUGAUCAAAACACCUGCCUCGGGCUCCACCCCUGAUCAAAAUACCUGCAUCAGGCUCCACCCCUGAUCAAAACACCUGCAUCAGGCUCUGCCCCUGAUCAAAACACCUGCCUCUGGCUCCGCCCCUGAUCAAAAACCUGCAUCAGGCUCUGCCCCUGAUCAAAACACCUGCCUCGGGCUCUGCCCCUGAUCAAAACACCUGCCUCGGGCCCACCCCUGAUCAAAACACCUGCCUCAGGCUCCGCCCCUGAUCAAAACACCUGCCUCAGGCUCCGCCCCGAUCAAAACACCUGCCUCAGGCUCCGACCCUGAUCAAAACACCUGUCUCGGGCUCUGCCCCUGAUCAAAAUACCUGCCUCGGGCUCCGCCCCUGAUCAAAACACAUGCCUCAGGCUCCACCCCUGAUCAAAACACCUGCCUCUGGCUCUGACC